Molecule: messenger RNA, 3725 nt
Organism: Oncorhynchus nerka (sockeye salmon)
Lineage: Eukaryota; Metazoa; Chordata; Actinopteri; Salmoniformes; Salmonidae
Product: RING finger protein 150-like
Exons: 6
Coding region: 379-1707 (442 amino acids)
Source: RefSeq, a predicted model, not a curated record
GCCGUCAAAAACAACAACAGGCGUCUCUUACCGACACAGCGUUUCAUACACUAUUAUUCUAACCAAAAAAAACGAGUUAUCUAGAUAAUAUUAGGGUUAACAUCGAUGCAACCGGUUCCAGAGUAGUUACAGUUUUCUUCGUGUUUAUUUAUAGACACGGCGAGGUGUUGAAAAUGAAAAUGAGUUUGGGUUUAGCCGUGAAGCUAAACGUUUAGCAAAAUGCACUGAGAUGUGUUCACAAAUAACAAAACGAUAGACCGGUCAGGGUGGAGAAAAACAACCCAGCUAUGUUAUGGAGUAUCUAGAUUAAGUGUCAGAUCUUACUAUAUUACAUUCUGCCCAAAGGACAAAAGGAGAGACAGUCAAACCCAGUUAGUUAUGACCAUGUCGCUGAUCCAGGCCUGCCGCAGUUUGGUCUUAUCUACAUGGCUUUUAUCGUUUUGUUUCGUCCACUUCUUCUGUCUGGAUUUCACCGUGGCCGAGAGAGAGGAGUGGUACACCGCUUUCAUCAAUAUCACCUACAUAGAUCCGAUCACCUCUAUGAUCCGGACGGAGAAGACUGAAUGCGGUCGAUAUGGGGAACAUUCACUGAAACGCGACGCCAAAGGAGUCGUGAUACUUCCAUCUCUUUCCCAGGACUGGCAAGCCUGUGAUCCGGGUACCUUGUUCCCGGUUCCGGUCCAAGGCAGUGCAUGGAUAGCUCUGAUAGCCAGUGGAAACUGCACCUAUAAGGAAAAGAUUCGACAUGCAGCGAACCAAAACGCCUCGGCCAUUGUCGUAUUCAACGUUGGAUCCAGCAACGCCAAUGAUACAAUCACCAUGUCAUAUUCAGGUAUGGGUGAUGUGGUCGCCGUCAUGAUCCCAGAACCUAAAGGUCGCGAGGUGGCCGCUCUGCUAGAGCGGAACGUCACGGUAACCAUGCACAUCACCAUAGGAACGCGUAACCUCCAGAAGUACGUGAGCAGGACGUCGGUGGUGUUCGUCUCCAUCUCCUUCAUCAUCCUGAUGAUCAUCUCUCUGGCCUGGCUCGUCUUCUACUAUAUACAGAGGUUCCGAUACGCCAACGCACGAGACCGGAACCUGAGACGUCUGGGAGAUGCAGCUAAGAAGGCCAUCAGUAAGCUGCAGGUCAGGACCAUCAGGAAGGGAGACGGGGAGACGGAGUCAGACUUUGAUAACUGUGCCGUGUGUAUCGAGGGUUACAAGCCAAACGACGUGGUCAGGAUCCUACCCUGCAGACACCUGUUCCAUAAGAACUGUGUGGACCCCUGGCUGCUGGACCACAGGACCUGUCCCAUGUGCAAGAUGAACAUCCUCAAAGCCCUAGGCAUCGCCUUAAAUGCAGACUGUCUGGAUGACGUGCCAUUGGACUAUGAGAUGAUGAGUGUGGGUGGUGGUGGGGGGGUCGGGGUUCUGGGCCUAGAGGCUGUGGUGUCGGGAGGGUCCAGUGACGGGACCCUCAGUGAGGGAGGGUCGGUGGUUCUAGACCCGGGGGUGCGGAGGGUGGGGCUCCCCCAAGACUACCACGACCCAGACCCUCUGAGGGAUAGUCCCAUUACUGCUACUACUGAUACCCACACAGGUGAGUUCCAGCCCAUGACCAGCAGUGCGUCUGUGGCAUCCCUGGUGAUCGCCGUGGAAACUGGGCUGUCUGACGAAGAACUGUCACUAGAACCACCAACCCCUACUGGGGACAACCAGUCCUGAGACCACAGGGCCUAACUGGGGCCACACUGGUGCCAGAACCAUGACUGUACCGGGGUUAAGUCUGGUUUAGCCUGGCCCUGGGACAAAUCUAACCUGGGACAGAGGACGGAGACAUACCUGCAGGCUAAGAUUUACUUGGACUAUGGCUGCAUGCAUGGACAUACCUCUCUAUGGCUACCUGGGAUGGACCUACCUGUCUAUGGCUACCUGGGAUGGACCUACCUGGAUAAACUGAUCUGGGAUGGACAUACCUGUCUAUGGCUACCUGGGAUGGACAUACCUGUCUAUGGCUGCCUGGGAUGGACCUACCUGGAUAAACUGAUCUGGGAUGUACCUACCUGUCUAUGGCUACCUGGGAUGGACCUACUUGGGAUGGACCUACCUGGAUAAACUGAUCUGGGAUGGACCUACCUGGGAUGGACCUACCUGGGAUGGACCUACCUGGGUUGAACCUACCUGGGAUGGACCUACCAGGGUUGGACCUACCUGGAUAAACUGAUCUGGGAUGGACCUAGCUGGGAUGGACCUACCUGGGAUGGACCUACCUGGACAAACUGAUCUGGGAUGGACCUACUUGGGAAGGACCUACCUGGAUAAACUGAUCUGGGAUGGACCUACCUGGGAUGGACCUACCUGGGAUGGACCUACCUGGGAUGGACCUACCUGGAUAAACUGACCUGGGAUGGGAUUACCUGGGAUGGGAUUACCUGGGAUGGACCUACCUGGGAUGGGAUUACCUGGGAUGGACCUACCUGGGAUGGGAUUACAUGGCUCACCUCCUACCUACCUGGGGAAUAGACUGGCUAUGGUUUAUGGUCCUCUGUCCUGUAUGGAUUAUGGAGCUGUAACUACAGUAUGGAGUAAAAGGUGUGGCUAUACCUUCCUGAGAUAUGGACUUGGCUGGUUGGUUACCUGGUGGCCUAUUCUGUGUGAUGGAACUGUUACAUGGAGCCCAGGAAAUGCAUCUGGAACAAAGUGUUUCACAAUAAGAGUUCAGAUCACGCACUGACCAAUAUGAAACAACGGAACCUUGGGAUCUGUUAAACCCAUAUCUCUAGAAGCGACAGUUUUAAACGGAACCUUGGGAUCUGUUAAACCCAUAUCUCUAGAAGCGACAGUUUGAAACGGAACCUUGUCCACCAUCACGCAGACACACACAGUACUGUUGUAGCUUACAUGACACGAGGUUCACUCAAUACUCGUGAACAACCGGUGCAGAUAUCACGGGGACUUUUAUUUUGGAAAAAGCCCUCUGGGAGAUGUAGUCAGUGGACCUGCUUGGACAUUAUCUCCGCUGUGUCUGGAACGAGGCUGGUCUCUACCUACGGUAACCAUGGAUACGAACACACAACUACGUAGCGUUGGUCCGACAACACUGCGGUAUUUUUAAAGUACCUCACCAGUAUUAUCUAUACCCUGCCUGUGUCUAUUUCUAUGGUCAUAUAUCUGCCGGUCAGUCUGUCUAUAUCUGUACCAUGAUCUCACAGUAUUGCAUUCUUGUAUUAUUGUUUAUUAUUCCUGCUUUUAAAGUUGUUGUUUUUUUACUACCAUACAGUACCUCUGUCUGGCUUAACUGGCCAAUCAGAGUUGGUUGUGUCUUUUGACUGGCCAAUCAGAGUUGGUUGUGUCUUUUGACUGGCCAAUCAGAGUUGGUUGUGUCUUUUGACUGGCCAAUCAGAGUUGGUUGUGUCUUUUGACUGGCCAAUCAGAGUUGGUUGUGUCUUUUGACUGGCCAAUCAGAGUUUGUUGUGGUUGUGUUGUUGCCAUGGUGUUGCCAAUAACUGCCAUUUUUAAAACCAGGGCCAUGUUCAGUAGGAAAAGGUUUUGGAACGUUCUAGACAAAAAAAAAUCUAUGAAUAGAGCCGCUGUGAUUUCAGUAUUUUACACGUCAGAGAGGCAUGUUUGUUUGACACUGAACAAAAAUAUCAACACAACAUGUAAAGUGUUGGUCCCAUGUUUCAUGAGCUGAAAUAAAAACAGAAAUGUUCCAUAUUCACAAAAAGCUUAUUUCUCUCAAA